Molecule: messenger RNA, 8496 nt
Organism: Poecile atricapillus (Black-capped chickadee)
Lineage: Eukaryota; Metazoa; Chordata; Aves; Passeriformes; Paridae
Gene: PIK3C2A
Product: phosphatidylinositol-4-phosphate 3-kinase catalytic subunit type 2 alpha
Exons: 33
Coding region: 537-5645 (1702 amino acids)
Biological process (GO): phosphatidylinositol-3-phosphate biosynthetic process; phosphatidylinositol-mediated signaling; cell migration
Cellular component (GO): phosphatidylinositol 3-kinase complex; cytoplasm; plasma membrane
Molecular function (GO): 1-phosphatidylinositol-3-kinase activity; phosphatidylinositol binding; 1-phosphatidylinositol-4-phosphate 3-kinase activity
Source: RefSeq, a predicted model, not a curated record
GGGAGCCGCUCGCUCCGCUCCCCGCCGUGCCCCGCUUCGCCCGCUCCUCACGGGGGUCGCCGCGACCCUCGGCCUCCGGGCGCUGCCCGCCCCCGGCGAGGCCUCGGCGCGGCCCCGGGGCUGCCCGUGCUGCCGGCGGCACCUGCGAGCGGCGGGCCCGGGGCAGCGCUGUCCGCACGGCCCGUCCCGCUCCUGGAGCUGUGCGGGCUCCCCGAGCCGGGCGGCGGCGGCGGCGCUGCCUGCGAGAAGCGCUUCCACCGGGAACUGCGUGUCUGGAGCGCUGGAGCGGCGCCGCUCGGGGCGCGGAGCCGUCCGGAGGUGCUGCCCGCGCUCCGCAGGUGCCUGAGGUGCUUUUUGGACCCGGGGGUGAAGUCUCCGGGGUGGUGGGGAGCUGUCACCGGCACGGAGCGCGGAUUCCGGGAGGUGCCCGGAGUAGGGGACACCUUGGCGGUCGCUGCAAAGAUCCACCAGGUCUGCUGAAUCUGCUCUGAAGCCAAGGGUUGACAACCAGUGCAAGGGAAGUGUUGCUGCUUUACAUGGACAUCUGCUCUUGCGGCAUGGCCCAGAUAUCCAGCAGCAAUGGAUUCAAACAGCGUUCCUCACCUUCUCUGUCAGCCCCGAGACCAAAAGAUGUGGACAAAGAAGAGGCACUCCAGAUGGAAGCUGAGGCAUUAGCCAAAAUGCAGAAGGAAAGAGGUGUAGCUGGUAAUAAACAAACUUUUCAUUCUUUAAGCAGCCCCAGACAAAAAGCACAGACUCAUAACAAACAGGACCAUGAUCUCAUGGUGUUUCCAGAGUCUGAUGCCAAGAGCAUGGAAGAUAAACUAAGUACCAUUGACAUAGAGAAGCUUACUCAUGCUGAACUAGAGAAACUACUACUGGAUGACAAUUUUGAAUCUAGUAAAGUACCUACAUUACCAGCAAGUCCUCUUUUGAGCCCAUCUAUGUCUUCACAAUUUUAUCUUGGGCCUGCAGGUCAGAGGAGACAGUGGACACCUGGAAUACCAGCACCCGUGACAUGCACUUUACCUCCUAUUUACACCUCAGCUUCUUACACAAAACAGACUGGUGUAUUUCAGAAUGGAUUCCAUCCAAGUAUGUCAUCCUAUCCCUCUAGAGAGCCUAUUUAUCUUGGUCUUCCAAGACAGUCACAGUACAUUUCAUAUCCCCUGGCAGCUACCACACCUUUCCAUCCGCACGGAGGCCUACCUUUAUAUCCUCCAGUACUCACUCCAGAAAUGGCAAAAGUAUUUGACAAAAUUGCAAGCACUUCAGAAUUCCUGAGAAAUGGGAAGUCGAGCACAGACCUAGAAAUGACUUCUAUAAAGUCUGCAGUGUCCAACCUGCCGGCCUCGGAGAGCUGCAGGGAUGUCAGUAAAUUCGAUUGGUUGGAUUUGGAUCCUCUCAGUAAACCAAAAGUGGACACUGUGGAGACUUUAAACAAGGCAGAGGAUGAUGGAGAGAGGGCUUCAAGUAUGACUGCUGAAGAUCCGUGGGAUGCUGUUCUGUUAGAGGAAAAGCUGUUACUAACUUGUCAUCUGGAAAGAAAGGUUAAUGGGAAAUCUUCUGGAGCAACAGUCACAAGGAGUCAGUCCUUAAACAUGAGAACAACUCAGAUUGCAAAGUUACAGGGCCAAACAUCACAGUUGCAGAAAGACAAUGGGACCACAGGCACGCUGACAGAAAACGUGCUUCUCCGAGCAAUUGAAGGGCAGAAUCAAGAACUGUCAGCUUUUUCUGAAGCAGUUACGAAAUUGAGGACCAAGUUUCCUUAUACUGAUCAGCAAACAAACCCAGGUUUUGUGCUGAGUCCAAUCAUGCUGCAAAGAAAUAUUAAUGGGGAGAGUGCCAGUAUCAAAGUUUCAAUAGAAAUCGAAGAAUUCCAACAACCAGUAACUUUCACAUGCGAUGUGAGUUCCCCAGUUGAACUUAUAAUAAUGCAGGCACUCUGCUGGGUGCAUGAUGACUUGAAUGAAGUGGACAUUGGCAGCUAUAUCCUGAAAGUCUGUGGCCAAGAAGAAGUUUUACAGAACAAGCACUGCAUAGGAAGUCACGAGUACAUCCAGAACUGCCGCAAGUGGGACAUGGACAUCAAACUGCAGCUCUUGACCCACAGCGGGAUAUGCAGCGACCUGGCACGAACAGAAGAUGAUGACAGGACACCUGUACAUCUAACCAAACACCUCUGCAAAGUAGAAAAGCCUUUCAGAGAACCUAUCAUAAGAUCUUCCAUUGAAGAGCUUCUUGAGGUUUAUCACAAGCAAGUUAACAUAGCCCUUAAGAAUGAGAACCAGCAUAAAGCAGUAGAUCAUGUAAUUAAGACUGUCAGAAAAAUCUGUUCUACAUUGGAUUGUGUAGAGACUCCUGCAAUAACGGAAUCAGUGAAGAAGCUCAGGAGGGCUGUUAAUCUCCCAAGGAUUAAAAAUGCUGAGGUAUCCUUAAAAUAUGGUGAUGACAAUAGCAAGAGCCCCUCUGGUUCACUGCGGCCUGAAAACCCUCUGAAAGUGAGUAUAGACCAGUUAACAAGAGCAGUUGAGGCCCUUCUGCAACUCCACACCAACUCCUGUAGCAGUUCAGCAACAAUUUCUUCAGAAGAGAUUAAGAGUACCAAGGAAGCUUGGACUGCCACAGAACAUCUCCAAUUCACAAUAUUUGCUGCUCAUGGAAUUUCUUCUGAUUGGGUGUCAAAUUAUGAAAAAUACUACUUGAUUUGUUCUCUGACCCAUAAUGGAAAAGAUCUGUUCAAACCUGUUCAGUCCAAGAAGGUUGGCACAUACAAGAACUUCUUCUACUUGAUUAAAUGGGAUGAGCUAAUAAUUUUCCCCAUCCAGAUUUCACAGUUGCCUUUGGAAUCAGUCUUAUGUCUGACUUUGUUUGGAAUCCUAAAUCAAAGUAGUGGGAGUUCCCCUGACUCAAAUAGGCAGAGAAAGGGCCCAGAAAUUUUGGGUCAGGUUUCUCUACCUCUUUUUGAUUUUAGGCGACUGUUAACUUGUGGGACAAAGCUGUUGCAACUGUGGACCUCAUCACAUCUGCAUCAUGUGUCAGGGAUGGCCAGUAAGAAAGGAAAUACGGAAAGAAUAGUGUUGCAGAUUGACUUCCCAUCCCUUUCUUUUGACAUUGAAUAUAAAAUGCCUCAAGCUGCAAAGAGUACUGUGCAUCAUUCUGUAGAAACAUUAGAAAAGCCGUUGAGAGAACGUCUCCUUGCCAUUCUCUCCAAGGAUAGCACCAUUGGGCUGUCAAAAGAAGAUAAAGAAUUUUUGUGGGAGAAGAGACGUUAUUGUCAUAGCCAUCCUAAUAGCCUACCAAAAAUACUGGUUAGUGCCCCACACUGGGACUGGGCAAGUCUUCCAGAAAUAUAUUCGUUACUUCAGCAGUGGCCUCCUUUAUCACCCUUAGCUGCACUGGAACUACUUGAUUCAAAGUUUGCUGAUCAGGAAGUACGAAGUACAGCUGUGAACUGGAUAGAGACAUUGAGUGAUGAUGAGUUAACAGAUUUCCUCCCUCAGUUUGUACAGGCAUUGAAGUAUGAAACCUACCUUGACAGCGCUCUUGUGAAAUUUCUUUUGGCUCGGGCACUUGGAAGCAUUCGGAUUGCACACUACUUAUAUUGGCUUCUUAAGGAUACACUGUAUGAUACAAAGUUUGGUAUAAGGUAUGAGCAAAUUCUUGGAGCUUUUCUUUCAGUCUGCGGAAAAAGGCUGAGGGAAGAGCUGGAGAAGCAGACCAGGCUAGUGCAGCUCUUUGGAAUGGUAGCAGAAAGAGUAAAGCAAACGAGUGGAUCUGCUCGGCAGAUUGCCUUGCAAAAUGGCAUGGAGCGUGUGCAAUUAUUUUUCUUGAAGAACAAAUGCCGUUUGCCUCUCAAUCCCAGUCUUGUGGCAAAAGAGUUAAAUAUUAAGGCCUGUUCUUUCUUCAGCUCCAAUGCAGUACCACUCAAAGUUGCACUGAUAAAUGCAGACCCGCUGGGAGAAGAAAUUAAUGUGAUGUUUAAGGUUGGAGAAGAUCUGAGACAAGAUAUGUUGGCUUUACAAAUGAUUAAGAUCAUGGAUAAGAUCUGGCUGCAGGAGGGACUGGAUCUAAGAAUGGUUAUCUUCAAGUGUCUCUCAACUGGAAAAGACCGAGGCAUGGUAGAGCUUGUUCCUGCUUCAGAUACACUCAGGAAAAUUCAAGUGGAAUAUGGAGUGACAGGUUCUUUUAAGGACAAGCCUCUGGCAGAAUGGUUGCGGAAGUAUAAUCCUACAGAGGAGGAGUAUGAAAAGGCUUCGGAAAACUUCAUCUACUCUUGUGCAGGAUGCUGUGUAGCCACUUAUGUCCUGGGAAUCUGUGACCGCCACAAUGAUAACAUAAUGCUCCGGAACACUGGGCAUAUGUUUCACAUCGACUUUGGAAAGUUUUUGGGACAUGCACAAAUGUUUGGUAGCUUUAAAAGGGAUCGAGCUCCUUUUGUGCUGACAUCAGAUAUGGCUUACGUCAUUAAUGGCGGGGAAAAACCCACAAUUCGUUUUCAGCUGUUCGUGGAUCUUUGUUGCCAAGCUUACAACUUGAUAAGGAAACAUGCCAGCCUCUUCCUUAACCUCCUUUCAUUGAUGCUUUCUUCUGGGUUACCAGAACUCAGUGGGAUUCAGGACUUGAAGUAUGUCCAGGAUGCUCUCCAGCCCCAAACAACAGAUGCAGAAGCCACCAUUUUCUUCACGAGACUGAUUGAAUCCAGUCUGGGAAGUGUUGCCACAAAGUUCAAUUUCUUCAUUCACAACUUGGCUCAGCUGCGUUUCUCAGGUCUGCCUUCUAACGAUGAGGCCAUCCUGUCAUUUUCUGCUAAAACCUAUUCUCUCAAACAAGACGGCCGAAUCAAACAAGUGUCUGUGUUUACGUAUCAGAAGAGAUACAACCCAGAUAAACAUUACAUCUAUGUAGUGAGAGUUUUGAGAGAAGGGCAAGUUGAGCCAACGUUUGUCUUCCGAACAUUUGAUGAGUUCCAGGAGCUCCACAACAAACUUGGCAUUCUCUUUCCUCUUUGGAAGUUACCAGGCUUUCCUAAUAAGAUGGUUCUGGGAAGAACACACAUCAAAGAUGUAGCAGCCAAAAGAAAAGUGGAACUCAACAGCUACAUACAGAGCCUGAUGAACAGUUCUCCAGAGGUGGCAGAAUGUGAUCUUGUUUAUACUUUUUUCCAUCCAUUACUUCGUGAUGACAAAGUGGAAGGAAUAGAUGGAAUAGCCAGACCUGCAGAUACAAUUCCAUCAAGUCCUACCUCAGGCAAAGUGGGAGGAGAAGUGAAGCUAUCCAUAUCCUAUAGAAAUAGCACUCUAUUUGUCAUGGUGAUGCACAUCAAAGACCUGGCUACAGAAGAUGGUGCAGAUCCAAAUCCCUAUGUGAAAACUUACUUACUUCCAGACACACAUAAAACAUCCAAACGCAAAACCAAAAUCUCCCGGAAGACAAGAAACCCAACUUUCAAUGAAAUGCUCGUGUACAGCGGAUACAGCAUGGAGACUCUGAAACAGAGGGAGCUCCAGUUAAGUGUGCUCAGUGCAGAAUCGUUACGUGAGAACUUCUUCCUAGGUGGAAUUACACUCCCACUAAAGGACUUCAACUUGAGCAAGGAGACUGUUAACUGGUAUCAACUGACUGCUGUACCCUAUCUGUGAACUCAGUAAGAACAGAACAGUUGUAUUCACUUGUGCUUUCUGCAUCUUCCUACUUGAAGAUAACCUGUACAUCUUAAAACAAGAGACUCUCCGUUUCAACAGAUACGUUGGACCAAUGUUCAGGUAGCCUAAUUUGGAGGAUUGCAAAAAAGAACUGUUUUAUACCCAUGUGAUGUUAUCAAAGCAUCAUUUGUAAAUGUUUAAGAGUUGUGGAUAAAGGAAGGGGUUUUUAAACCAUCAGUGAAAGUGAUAUGAGCAGUUUGACUAUGCUGGUUGGUUGAACCAUAACUCAAUUAUAAGGCCUGUGGAUGCAGUGCAUUUUUUCUUUUAAUUUGUUGCCACUCUUGUGUCAUCCAUGACAUGAUGCUGGAGAACAUCAAAGAAAUUGCAUAUUUUAGGAUUACAUUCCCACUACUAAUUGAGACAUCAUAGAAACAGCGACAGGUAAAAUUUUGGUGGCUGCACACACACCUGUAGAAAUGAAGGUUGAAGGGCUGGAAAAAUUCUUAAGCAUUACAUUUAAUCCCAGAUUCAUGCUUUUCUGAGACUUACUGGAGUGAGUGCCAAUCAUGGAAGUUGUAAUUAAUGGUGCCUUAUUCAAAUGCUUCUCUUUUACCUCAUUUCUGGUAUUUAAAUAUGUAUACAUAUUAACUUUCUGCUCCUUAUAAAGGGGGAACAUUCUCAUAUUUGAUACCUUACAGGUCCUACUGGAAGCCUUUUCCCAGGAUGUGUUAUUUACAAAUAGCAUCACUUAUACUGAUCUUCACAAUUUGUUCAACUUAAAUACGUUUUUUCUACUCCAUCAUCUACCCGGGGUCUCCAAACAUUGAAUGAAGACUGGCUGAAUGUGGUACCGUAGGAAAUGUGCCCAGCUUCUCAGUGGGGGUUUUUGCUGUAAUUUCUAGAACUUCUCAGUACUGCAGUGAUUAAGUGUGGAACAGAUUCAAACACUAAUCCAAAGUGGCAUUUGCAUCUAUGCUUCCAGGGAAAGGGUGGCCUGUAGUUGAAAAGCACCACUACUGGAUGAAUCGCAGGCCAGAAAUUAGUUCAGUUAACAGCUUUGAGAGAGGAACUUGGCUGUGAACUGCUAAAGGAAAAAAAAAAAAUCAAAACAGCAAUACUGUUUCUCACUCCCAGUAAGAACUACUCCCAUUAAAAUACUUAAUUCCAAGGAGCAUUAGAUUUGAAUAUAUUGUGACAGUGGAGUGCAAAUGUCAUUAUCUCCCGUUGAUACCACUGGUUAUUUAAUUAGGCCUUUCUGCACUACAGGUGUCACCUUUUUGUUCACGUUAUUUGGGAUUUAGGAUGUUCAUGUUCUGUGUAAACAAAGCUCUAAAGUAGCACACUUUUUUAGUACAAAAUCUUGAAGCAGUCUUUUAAAGUGAAAUAUGCAAGUAUGAACAAGGACACAAUACAGGGAAAGCCUUCUAUUUAUCCAACACUAAAAACCUACUUUAUAGUCCAAUUUUCCUUCCCCUGCUAUUGAGCAAUCUCCCUUCAAUACAGAAGAGAGAAGUAAACUUGAAUAUCCUGGUGCCUAAAUGAUUCACGGUCCAAUUUAAUAGGAAUUACUGCAAUUAAAAAGGUAAUGAUAUGAUAUCUUGAAUGUUAGAAACUGGGCCAAUACUAAUGGGCGCUAGCAAGUCCCAGUUGUAGUAGGCAUCCUCUGCAUAUUUUUCAUUUAGUAUAUAGCCUGUAAAUAAUAAACUAUAUAACUAACUAGAUAUAUUUCCUGCUCACUUGAUGCUUUUGAGACUUACUCCAUUCCAUCAUUAGAAUCACAAGUCACUUAAACACAGGAAAGUAGACUACUGUUUUUGUGAAACGUUCCAUUGUGAAAUAAAAUGAAAGCAAUAUGGACUGCCUUUUUUGCAGUUUGCUAUUAAAGCACAGUGUCUUACAGCACAAAAUACAUUAAACUAAAAUCAUUUAAAAAAUGAUUUGCAGUUUUAACAGUUGUCUGGACUGAAAAAAAAAAAGAAAAAAGUAUAGUACUGUAUUAUUGUUAGCACAUGUCCUGACUUCUGAUUUAAUCUUCUUCAUAGCUUAACUCAUUUUGUGCCUUUCCCUUCCUUUUCAAAAUUGUCACUGGCUGGAGCUUUUUAUGGUCAUGGAUUUUAUGUUGUUUAUGGGAUCUGGCCUUGGCCUCUCCUCACGCAAGUAGAGGACCAGCACCAAGCUUGCACCUCUUUGCACUAUUCUCAAUUACAAAAAAACUCGUUGCAAUAAGAAUUUACUCUGCUACAUAGAAGAAGGAAGAUGGAUGUGAAAGAGGGCAAUAUUUGAUUUGGAUAGAAUUUACCAGUAUGCUAAGUAGCUAGAAAAUGUAGUUUUAACAGCUUUUUUAUCUUGUUUAAUGAAAAUUAAAAACUUUUACGCACCGUUUGACCUGCAGCCAGAAGUGUAAUUGUCCCUCCAGACCUUGUGUUGGUAUCCGAGAGCAGCAGCUUGCGCUAGGACCUCUUCCUCUACUAACCUCCAACUUUGCACUGAACUUUUUAUUACUGCCUUUGUACGACCUACAGCUGCCUGUCUCUGGACGCAUGUGCGAUCUUUGGUAAACGCUCUUUUCUCUGUUUUUACAAAUGUAGGGUCGUGUAGAACCCCCGUCACCUGCCUUAAGGCCGGGGCUGCCCUGGGGCCCGCUGUGUCCUCCCUCCCCGGGCGCUCCCUGACGGGGCGGGGGGCGGAGGGCAGCGAGAGCAAGGUGCCUCCCUCCGUCUGUGUAUCUCUGAGAACCAAAUACUUUAAUUAAACGGUAAUAAAGAUGUACAAUAUGGCCGCGUCGGGCGGGUUCGCUGUGACUCCGUAACUCUCCUGUACGUACAUUAAACACUAUUCUGGAAUAAAA